GGAGGGACUUAACAGCUGGACUUACUGUAUAUUUGAUGAGGGAGCAGAGAGCACCUCUGAGACGUUGCGAGCGCUUCACGGUCGCAGUGUCUCUCAUUCCAGCUGAGACUGAAUGUUAACAAGUGAAGAGCUCCAGCUGAUUCGGGGAACGAGGAGUUGCAAGGCCGUGAGGCUUUGACCACAAAAGCCUGUUUAUCCUUAUCCUGAGUCUUGGAGAGGCUGGCAGUGCCUGAGGAUCUGAGGCUACACACAGACUCUCAAGGAAACUCACAGCCCUUCAGGUCAAGAUGGAUUCCAACAUUAGGAACGGUGAGGUGAAUCAAAAUAGCAACACAGAAGUCCAUGGACCUGUGGCUGGCAUAUUUCUGGAGAAGACGAAGGAGAAGAUGACCAUUUAUCAAGCCAUGAAAAAACGCUUGCUUAAGCCAGGAACAGCAUUAGCCCUGCUUGAAGCACAAGCUGCCACAGUAGGUAUCAUAGAUCCGAUAAAAAACCAAAUGCUUUCUGUAUCGGAUGCUGUUAAAGAGGGCAUAGUUGGGCCAGAGAUGAAAGAGAAACUCAUCUUAGCAGAGAAAUCCGUUAGUGGAUAUGCAGACCCCUACACCAAUGACACAAUAUCUGUAUUCCAAGCUAUGCAGAAAGAUUUAGUCCCACGAGAAUAUGGAUUGAGGCUGCUGGAAGCACAGAUAGCUACAGAAGGUGUGUUUGAUCCUGUGGAGAAGAAAAACAUUUCAGUUGACUCUGCCAUUCAGAAGGGCUACUAUGAAAAAGGUUUGCUCAAUGACCAGAUGUCAGAGAUCAAGGUGUUUUACGAUCCAACUUCACAAGAAAAUCUUAACUACAAAGACCUUCUACAGAAAUGCACUGUGGAGCCUGACACAGGCCUGGUGCUCCUUCCUGUUUUCAUCACCUUCAAAGGUCUUCGAAGAGGCAUUUCCUCUGCUGAACUCCUUCAAUCAAAGAUCAUUGACAAAGAAACAUUCGAUGACCUACAGAAGGGGAAAACAACAACACAGGAUGUGAUGUUGAUGGAAACAGUGAAAGAAUACCUGGAAGGCAAAGGCAGCAUUGCCGGCAUUGCUGUACUCUCAUCCAAUCAGAGAAUGAGCAUUUAUCAAGCCAUGAAGCAAGGCAUACUGAUGCCUGGAACUGCGCUUAUUCUACUGGAGGCACAAGCUGCAACUGGAUUCAUGAUCGAUCCUGUAGAAAAUAAAAAGUACAACGUGGGUGACGCUAUUAAAAACAAACUAGUUGGCCCAGAAUUUCAUGCAAAGCUGCUUUCUGCUGAGCGGGCAGUAACUGGAUACAAAGACCCAUAUUCAGGUGAAACCAUAUCCCUGUUUCAAGCACUGUCAAAAGACCUCAUUGUCAAAGAACAUGGGAUCCGCCUACUGGAGGCACAAAUAGCUACAGGUGGAAUCAUAGACCCAAUCAACAGUCACAGACUUCCCACUGAAGUGGCCUUCAAGCGAGGUUAUUUUAAUGAAGAAAUGAACACCAUUCUAGAGGAUUCAGGGGAUGACACAAAGGGCUUUUUUGACCCAAACACUGAAGAGAAUCUGACCUAUCUCCAGUUGAUGGAAAGGUGUGUCACUGACCCUGUCACUGGACUGUGCCUCCUUCCUCUACAUGAUAAAUCAGGCAUUGUGAAUUUCAGCUUUGUAGAUUACCAAACAAAAAAGGUUUUCAAAGAGGAGAAGGUGAAAGUGAUGUAUGGAAAGUACAUGGGAAUGACGGUGUCUCUGUGGGAACUGCUGAUGUCAGAAUACUUUGAUGAACAGCAAAGGCAAGACAUAUUUCAAAAAUAUCGAGAGGGGAAGCUCAGUAUCAAGAUAAUCAUCACAACAGUUCUGGAAGUCAUAGAAACGUCAGUGAAAACCACUAACGUUACCUUUGAAGGCAUCAGAGAAACUGUAACAGCCCAACAGCUUGUGGAGGCAGAUAUCAUUAGUAAGGAAGUCAUGGAGGACCUGACAAAGGGAAAAAAGUCAGUGAAGGAAGUGGUAGAAGAUGAAAAUGUGAAAAUGUACUUAAAGGGGAAAGACUGCAUUGCAGGUGUCCUGCUUCCUGAUUCCCAAGUCAUGACAAUCUACCAGGCCAGACAGAAAAGACUGCUGAUGCCAGGAACUGCACUGAUUCUACUGGAGGCACAGGCAGCAACAGGGUUCAUUAUUGACCCCAUUGGAAACCGAAAGUUUUCAGUGGAUGAGGCUGUCAAAGCAAAGGUUGUAGGGCCUGAUGUCUGUCAAAAGCUGCGUUCAGCAGAGAAAGCAGUCACUGGAUACAAAGAUCCAUAUGACAACAAAAUAAUUUCUUUGUUCCAAGCAAUGCAAAAAGAUCUCAUCAUAAAGGACCACGGAAUUCGGCUCCUGGAGGCACAAAUUGCAACUGGUGGGAUCAUUGACCCAGUGAACAGCCAUCGCAUUCCUGUCCAUGUGGCCUUUAAGAAAGGGUACUUCAAUGAAGAAAUGAAUCAGAUCCUGGAUGAUCCAAGUGAUGACACCAAAGGAUUCUUUGACCCCAACACCCACGAGAACCUGACAUACUUGCAGCUCAUGGCCAGGUGUGUGACAGAUCCCAGUACAGGUUUGUCCCUCUUACCACUCAAGGGCAAGAGCAACAAAAUUACCAUUGAUAACAGUAUAAGGGAGUCAUUCAAAGCAACAACAGUUACUGUCAAGUAUGGCAGGUUCAAGGGCAAGCACACAACACUGUGGGACCUUAUCAAUUCAGAAUAUUUGUCUGAGGACAAGCGGAAGGAGUUUUUCAAGCUCUUCAAGUCAAGGAAAAUCACAAUUGACCAACUCAUUGUAACCAUUGUCGAAAUCAUUGAGAGUAAGGAGAUAAGACAGCAAGCAGGGCUGAACUUUGAAGGUCUCAGAGGGGAAGUGUCUGUGGCGGAUCUUUUUGAUCUUGAAAUUGUGGAUGAACAAACAUACAACAGCUUGAUUGAAGGACAGAUAGCAAGCACUGAUGUGAUGAAAAUGGAUAGUGUAAGGGCUCAUCUACAAGGGACAAGCUGUGUGGCUGGAGUGAUACUGCAACCCUCCAACAAGAAAUUGAGUAUCUAUGAGGCACAGAAAACUGGCAUUCUCACACCUGGCACUGCACACUGCCUUCUAGAAGCACAAGCAGCAACAGGGUUCAUUGUUGAUCCUCUGGAAAACAAAAAACUUACAGUAGAACAAGCUCUCAGAGAAAAGAUUAUUGGUCCACAGAUGUAUGAAAAGCUUCUAGCUGCAGAGAGGGCUGUCACUGGUUACACAGAUCCAUACACAGGGCAAAAGAUCUCCCUUUUCCAAGCCUUGAAAAAGGAUCUUAUUGUCAAGCAGCAUGGCAUUCGUUUACUUGAGGCCCAAAUUGCUACAGGUGGUAUUAUUGAUCCUUUGAAAUGUCUUCACUUACCCCUGGAAGUUGCAUUCAAGAAGGGAUAUUUUGAUGCAGAACUUAAUCAAAUCCUUACAGACCCAAGUGAUGACACAAAGGGUUUUUUUGACCCAAAGACAAAGGAAAAUCUGACAUACAUGGAGAUGUUGGGCAGAUGUGUAAAAGAUAAGGAAACUGGACUGUUUCUCCUGCCACUGAAUGACACCGUAAAAACUGCAACGAAGGAAAACCUGUAUACCGACACAGAGGUAAAGCAAGAGUUUGAAAAGACACUUGUCACCAUGUCUGUAGGGCGCUAUUCUGGGAAACCAGUUUCAUUAUGGGACUUGAUUCAUUCUAUGUACGUCACUGAAGAUCAACGUCUUGAAUUCAUUGAAAAAUACAGAACAAGGAAGAUGAGCACACAAAGCAUAAUCACAUUAGUGAUUUCCAUAAUUGAAAAACUGGAGAAGAGUGAAACUCCCAAACUGAUAAUGGGCCUGAGAAAGCAUGUCUCAGCACAACAGCUAUUGGAUACUGAAAUCAUUGAUGCAGAAACAUUCAAACAGGUGAAAGAAGGAAAACUCACUCUUGAAGCAGUGACCCAAGGUGACUCUGUGAAAGGAUAUCUAAAAGGAACCGGGAGUAUUGCUGGAGUUACAGUUCAUCCUUCCAAGAAAGUAAUGAGCAUCUAUGAAGCAAGACAGAAAGAUCUCUUGACACCUGGCAUUGCACUUGUACUGCUUGAAGCACAGGCUGCAACUGGAUGGGUCAUUGAUCCUAUCAAAAACAAGUUCUAUACAGUUGAUGAGGCUGCAAAAGAGAAGUUAAUUGGACCGGAUAUUCAUGAGCAACUUCUCUUGGCUGAACGAGCUGUAACUGGCUAUAAGGAUCCAUACACAGAUGCAACAAUAUCAUUGUUUGAAGCCAUGAAUGAACAGCUGAUUCAAAGAAGUGAUGGCCUCCAUCUUCUAGAAGCACAGAUAGCAACUGGAGGAAUCAUUGACCCAGAUCUAAGUCACAGACUACCUGCUCAUGUGGCUAUCAAAAAGGGAUGUUUGGAUGAAGACAUGAAAAAAAUCCUGUUGAGCCCCACUGAUGCUGAAAAGGGAUUUUUUGACCCUAAUACAAAAGAAAAACUCUCCUACCUCCAGCUGAGAAGUCGAUGUGAGAGAGAUCCUGAAACCGGACUUCUUCUCCUACCAGUGAACAAAGAGGAAUCCAGUGUAUUUCACACAGAUGAGCAAGUAGAGCUUGCAUUGAAAAACCAAACUGUUACAAUGAAUGUGGGAACGUUUAACAACAAGGUUGUGACAGUGUGGGAAUUGCUACUGUCUCAAUAUAUUUCAAAACAGAAAAGGGAGCAACUCAUUCAGCAAUACAGGACAGGAGUCAUGAAAAUAGAGGACAUGAUUGAAAUAAUCACUGUUAUCAUUGCAGAGGUAUCAUCCAAAGAAAGAAAGUUCAAAGGACUAAGAAAACAGGUCUCAGCCAGUGAGUUGUUUGAGUCAAAGAUUAUAUCAAAGGACCUGUUCAACCAAAUUGUACAAGGUGAAGUCACUGAAGAAAAUGUUGAUGAAAUGGAAUCUAUUCAAAAAUAUCUUGGAGCAACAAAUUCUAUUGCAGGUGUCCGAGUUGAAUCAACAAAGAAGGUUAUGAGCAUCUAUGAAGCCAAAAGCAAAGGUCUGCUGACUCCUGGUACCUCUCUGGUCCUGCUGGAGGCCCAGGCUGCCACUGGAUUUGUCAUUGAUCCAGUGAACAACAAGAAACUUUCUGUAGAUGAAGCUGUGGCUCAAGGAGUAGUCGGCAGUGAGUGGAAAAACAAACUGCUAUCAGCUGAAAGAGCAGUUACAGGAUACAAAGAUCCCUACACUGGAAACACAAUUUCAUUGUUCCAGGCCUUGAAAAAGGACCUUAUCGUGAAAGAUCAUGGAAUUCGUCUCCUUGAAGCACAAAUUGCAACAGGAGGGAUAAUUGAUCCAGUGCAGAGUCACAGAGUACCUGUAGAGGUGGCAUACCAAAGAGGUUACUUUGAUGAAGAAAUGAACCAGAUUUUGUCUGACCCUGAUGACGAUACCAAGGGCUUCUUUGACCCCAACACUCAAGAGAACCUCACUUAUCUCCAGCUGGUUGAGAGAUGUGUUAGAGAUCCCAUCACAGGCCUUAGCUUACUGGUCAUUGUCAAGAAAGGAGAGUUUUAUUUCUUUGUUGAUGAGGCAACAAAACUCCAUCUGAAAUCUAAAACAACAACAAAAGCAGGAGGGAAAUACCUGGGACAAACAGUAUCUCUGUGGGAUCUGCUGUACUCCAAAUACAUCACUGAGGAGAAGAGGAGAGAGCUUGUGCAACAGUAAAGGCUGGAUCAAUUACAAUUGACACUUUCUGGAAAUCAUCUGACAAUCAUUCAGAAGCAGACCACAACAACCUCAUCAUCAUCUUCACUUGUCAAAAGCCAACCACCAAAAAAGUAAGUGACAGCAGCACAACAACACACCAUCACCACAAUCACAAAGGCUACUGAUGUUCAAAGCUUCCAUGGAAUCAGAAAAGAUGAUGCUAAUGAGCUGCUUGAAUCAAAAAUCAGAGAGAACCUUUACAAAGAUCUUAGCACUGGAAAAGUCACAGUGACAGAAGUAAGUGAAAUGGAUUCAGUGCGUAAGUACCUUGAGGGGACCAACAGCAUUGCAGGAGUAUACCUCCAGUCCACCAAAGAGACAAUGAGUAUUUCUGACGCCAGAAGCAAACGUUUGCUGACUCCUGGUACCUCUCUGGUCCUGCUGGAGGCCCAGGCUGCCACUGGAUUUGUCAUUGAUCCAGUGAACAACAAGAAACUUUCUGUAGAGGAAGCUGUGGCUGAAGGAGUAGUUGGUAGUGAGUGGAAAAACAAACUGCUUUCAGCUGAAAGGGCAGUUACAGGAUACAAAGAUCCCUACACUGGAAACACAAUUUCAUUGUUCCAGGCCUUGAAAAAGGACCUUAUCGUGAAAGAUCAUGGAAUUCGUCUCCUUGAAGCACAAAUUGCAACAGGAGGGAUAAUUGAUCCAGUGCAUAGUCACAGAGUACCUGUAGAGGUGGCAUACCAAAGAGGUUACUUUGAUGAAGAAAUGAACCAGAUUCUGUCUGACCCUGAUGACGAUACCAAGGGCUUCUUUGACCCCAACACUCAAGAAAACCUCACUUAUCUCCAGCUGGUUGAAAGAUGUGUUAGAGAUCCCAUCACAGGCCUUAGUUUAUUGGUCAUUGUCAAGAAAGGAGAGUUUUAUUUCUUUGUUGACGAGGCAACAAAACUCCAUCUGAAAUCUAAAACAACAACAAAAGCAGGAGGGAAAUAUCAAGGACAAACAGUAUCUCUGUGGGAUCUGCUCUACUCCAAAUACAUCACUGAGGAGAAGAGGAGAGAGCUUGUGCAACAGUACAAGGCUGGAUCAAUUACAAUUGAACACUUUCUGGAAAUCAUCCUGACAAUCAUUCAGAAGCAGACCACAACAACCUCAUCAUCAUCUUCACUUGUCAAAAGCCAACCACCAGAAAAAGUAAGUGACAGCAGCACAACAACAACCACCAUCACCACAAUCACAAAGGCUACUGAUGUUCAAAGCUUCCAUGGAAUCAGAAAAGAUGUCACUGCUAAUGAGCUGCUUGAAUCAAAAAUCAUUGAUGAGAACCUUUACAAAGAUCUUAGCACUGGAAAAGUCACAGUGACAGAAGUAAGUGAAAUGGAUUCAGUGCGUAAGUACCUUGAGGGGACCAACAGCAUUGCAGGAGUAUACCUCCAGUCCACCAAAGAGACAAUGAGUAUUUCUGACGCCAGAAGCAAACAUUUGCUGACUCCUGGUACCUCUCUGGUCCUGCUGGAGGCCCAGGCUGCCACUGGAUUUAUCAUUGAUCCAGUGAACAACAAGAAACUUUCUGUAGAGGAAGCUGUGGCUGAAGGAGUAGUUGGUAGUGAGUGGAAAAACAAACUGCUUUCAGCUGAAAGGGCAGUUACAGGAUACAAAGAUCCCUACACUGGAAACACAAUUUCAUUGUUCCAGGCCUUGAAAAAGGACCUUAUCGUGAAAGAUCAUGGAAUUCGUCUCCUUGAAGCACAAAUUGCAACAGGAGGAAUAAUUGAUCCAGUGCAUAGUCACAGAGUACCUGUAGAGGUGGCAUACCAAAGAGGUUACUUUGAUGAAGAAAUGAACCAGAUUCUGUCUGACCCUGAUGACGAUACCAAGGGCUUCUUUGACCCCAACACUCAAGAAAACCUCACUUAUCUCCAGCUGGUUGAAAGAUGUGUUAGAGAUCCCAUCACAGGCCUUAGUUUAUUGGUCAUUGUCAAGAAAGGAGAGUUUUAUUUCUUUGUUGACGAGGCAACAAAACUCCAUCUGAAAUCUAAAACAACAACAAAAGCAGGAGGGAAAUAUCAAGGACAAACAGUAUCUCUGUGGGAUCUGCUGUACUCCAAAUACAUCACUGAGGAGAAGAGGAGAGAGCUUGUGCAACAGUACAAGGCUGGAUCAAUUACAAUUGAACACUUUCUGGAAAUCAUCCUGACAAUCAUUCAGAAGCAGACCACAACAACCUCAUCAUCAUCUUCACUUGUCAAAAGCCAACCACCAGAAAAAGUAAGGGACAGCAGCACAACAACAACCACCAUCACCACAAUCACAAAGGCUACUGAUGUUCAAAGCUUUCAUGGAAUCAGAAAAGAUGUCACUGCUACUGAGCUGCUUGAAUCAAAAAUCAUUGAUGAGAACCUUUACAAAGAUCUUAGCACUGGAAAAGUCACAGUGACAGAAGUAAGUGAAAUGGACUCAGUGCGUAAGUACCUUGAGGGGACCAACAGCAUUGCAGGAGUAUACCUCCAGUCCACCAAAGAGACAAUGAGUAUUUCUGACGCCAGAAGCAAAGGUCUGCUGACUCCUGGUACCUCUCUGGUCCUACUGGAGGCCCAGGCUGCCACUGGAUUUAUCAUUGAUCCAGUGAACAACAAGAAACUUUCUGUAGAGGAAGCUGUGGCUGAAGGAGUAGUUGGCAGUGAGUGGAAAAACAAACUGCUUUCAGCUGAAAGGGCAGUUACAGGAUACAAAGAUCCCUACACUGGAAACACAAUUUCAUUGUUCCAGGCCUUGAAAAAGGACCUUAUCGUGAAAGAUCAUGGAAUUCGUCUCCUUGAAGCACAAAUUGCAACAGGAGGAAUAAUUGAUCCAGUGCAUAGUCACAGAGUACCUGUAGAGGUAGCAUACCAAAGGGGUUACUUUGAUGAAGAAAUGAACCAGAUUUUGUCUGACCCUGAUGACGAUACCAAGGGCUUCUUUGACCCCAACACUCAAGAGAACCUCACUUAUCUCCAGCUGGUUGAAAGAUGUGUUAGAGAUCCCAUCACAGGCCUUAGCUUACUGGUCAUUGUCAAGAAAGGAGAGUUUUAUUUCUUCGUUGACGAGGCAACAAAACUCCGUCUGAAAUCUAAAACAACAACCAAAGCCGGAGGGAAAUACCAAGGACAAACAGUAUCUCUGUGGGAUCUGCUCUACUCCAAAUACAUCACUGAGGAGAAGAGGAGAGAGCUUGUGCAACAGUACAAGGCUGGAUCAAUUACGAUUGAACACUUUCUGGAAAUAAUCCUGACAAUCAUUCAGAAGCAGACCACAACAACCUCAUCAUCAUCUUCACUUGUCAAAAGCCAACCACCAGAAAAAGUAAGGGACAGCAGCACAACAACAACCACCAUCACCACAAUCACAAAGGCUACUGAUGUUCAAAGCUUCCAUGGAAUCAGAAAAGAUGUCACUGCUACUGAGCUGCUUGAAUCAAAAAUCAUUGAUGAGAACCUCUACAAAGAUCUUAGCACUGGAAAAGUCACAGUGGAAGAAGUAAGUGAAAUGGAUUCAGUGAGUAAGUACCUUGAGGGGACCAGUAGCAUUGCAGGAGUAUACCUCCAGUCCACUGAAGAAACAAUGAGCAUUUAUGAGGCUAAAAGCAAAGGUCUGCUGACUCCUGGUACUCUGGUCCUGCUGGAGGCCCAGGCUGCCACUGGAUUUGUCAUUGAUCCAGUGAACAACAAGAAACUCUCUGUAGAGGAAGCUGUGGCUCAAAGAGUGGUUGGCAAUGAGUGGAAAAACAAACUGCUUUCAGCUGAAAGGGCAGUUACAGGAUACAAAGAUCCCUACAGUGGAGACACAAUUUCAUUGUUCCAGGCCUUGAAAAAGGAUCUUAUUGUAAAAGAUCAUGGAAUUCGUCUCCUUGAAGCACAAAUUGCAACAGGAGGAAUAAUUGAUCCAGUGCAGAGUCACAGAGUACCUGUAGAGGUAGCAUACCAAAGAGGUUACUUUGAUGAAGAAAUGAACCAGAUUCUGUCUGACCCUGAUGAUGAUACCAAGGGCUUCUUUGAUCCCAACACUCAAGAGAACCUCACUUAUCUCCAGCUGAUUGAAAGAUGUGUUAGAGAUCCCAUCACAGGCCUUAGCUUACUGGUCAUUGUCAAGAAAGGAGAGUUUUAUUUCUUCGUUGAUGAGGCAACAAAACUCCGUCUGAAAUCUAAAACAACAACCAAAGCAGGAGGGAAAUAUCAAGAACAAACAGUAUCUCUGUGGGACCUGCUCUACUCCAAAUACAUCACUGAGGAGAAGAGGAGAGAGCUUGUGCAACAGUACAAGGCUGGAUCAAUUACGAUUGAACACUUUCUGGAAAUCAUCCUGACAAUCAUUCAGAAGCAGACCACAACAACCUCGUCAUCAUCUUCACUUGUCAAAAGCCAACCACCAGAAAAAGUAAGGGACAGCAGCACAACAACAACCACCAUCACCACAAUCACAAAGGCUACUGAUGUUCAAAGCUUUCAUGGAAUCAGAAAAGAUGUCACUGCUACUGAGCUGCUUGAAUCAAAAAUCAUUGAUGAGAACCUCUACAAAGAUCUUAGCACUGGAAAAGUCACAGUGACAGAAGUAAGUGAAAUGGACUCAGUGCGUAAGUACCUUGAGGGGACCAACAGCAUUGCAGGAGUAUACCUCCAGUCCACCAAAGAGACAAUGAGUAUUAUGACGCCAGAAAGCAAAGGUCUGCUGACUCCUGGUACCUCUCUGGUCCUACUGGAGGCCCAGGCUGCCACUGGAUUCAUUGAUCCAGUGAACAACAAGAAACUUCUGUAGAGGAAGCUGUGGCUGAAGAGUGUUGGCAGUGAGUGGAAAAACAAACUGCUUUCAGCUGAAAGGGCAGUUACAGGAUACAAAGAUCCCUACACUGGAAACACAAUUUCAUUGUUCCAGGCCUUGAAAAAGGACCUUAUCGUGAAAGAUCAUGGAAUUCGUCUCCUUGAAGCACAAAUUGCAACAGGAGGAAUAAUUGAUCCAGUGCAUAGUCACAGAGUACCUGUAGAGGUAGCAUACCAAAGAGGUUACUUUGAUGAAGAAAUGAACCAGAUUUUGUCUGACCCUGAUGACGAUACCAAGGGCUUCUUUGACCCCAACACUCAAGAGAACCUCACUUAUCUCCAGCUGGUUGAAAGAUGUGUUAGAGAAUCCCAUCACAGGCCUUAGCUUACUGGUCAUUGUCAAGAAAGGAGAGUUUUAUUUCUUUGUUGACGAGGCAACAAAACUCCGUCUGAAAUCUAAAACAACGACAAAAGCCGGAGGGAAAUACCAAGGACAAACAGUAUCUCUGUGGGAUCUGCUGUACUCCAAAUACAUCACUGAGGAGAAGAGGAGAGAGCUUGUGCAACAGUACAAGGCUGGAUCAAUUACGAUUGAACACUUUCUGGAAAUAAUCCUGA
Molecule: messenger RNA, 11116 nt
Organism: Mugil cephalus (flathead mullet)
Lineage: Eukaryota; Metazoa; Chordata; Actinopteri; Mugiliformes; Mugilidae
Gene: eppk1
Product: epiplakin 1
Biological process (GO): intermediate filament bundle assembly; wound healing
Cellular component (GO): keratin filament; cytoplasm; cytoskeleton
Molecular function (GO): keratin filament binding; structural molecule activity
Source: RefSeq, a predicted model, not a curated record